Messenger RNA from Nematolebias whitei (Rio pearlfish), 4331 nucleotides. RefSeq names its product erb-b2 receptor tyrosine kinase 2 (gene erbb2). The transcript is spliced from 27 exons. Gene Ontology annotation, cellular component: signaling receptor complex; basal plasma membrane. The coding region runs from base 184 to 4062 and encodes 1292 amino acids. Gene Ontology annotation, molecular function: transmembrane receptor protein tyrosine kinase activity; ATP binding. Gene Ontology annotation, biological process: positive regulation of kinase activity; neuron differentiation; cell surface receptor protein tyrosine kinase signaling pathway. The record is from RefSeq and is a predicted model, not a curated record. NCBI's taxonomy places the organism in Eukaryota, Metazoa, Chordata, Actinopteri, Cyprinodontiformes, Rivulidae.
GACCAACAGGCAGGAGUUCCGUUGGAGGAAGUCGCUGAUUGGGAAACACGAACCUCAAACUCCAGGAAAGGAGCUCAACCCGGGAAAAGGGGAAAUAAGUGGAAACGUGUCACCGUCUCAGCUGGAGAAAUAUAAAAUUAAAACUUUUGGAAUAUGGACUAAGAGGCGACGGAGUCUGCGCAGAUGGAGGCGGCGAGAAGUUUGGUGUUUGUCGGGGCCGUGCUGCUCGCAGUGACGGGAGCUUCGGGCAGGGAAGUGUGUCUGGGUACAGACAUGAAACUAGCGCUACCCUCCAGCCUGGAAAAUCACUACGAGAUCCUGAGGCUACUCUACACCGGCUGCCAGGUCGUCCAUGGCAACCUGGAGAUUACACACCUUCACGGAAACGCUGACCUCUCCUUCUUUCAGGGGAUCAGAGAGGUGCAGGGUUAUGUACUCGUUGCAAAUGUCUCAGUGAGCUUGGUGCCUCUGGACAACCUUCGGAUCAUAAGAGGCAGCCAGUUGUACAAUUCCAGCUAUGCCCUGGCUGUGCUGGAUAACACUCUGGCCAAUCAGGGCCUGAGGACCCUCCGGCUCCGUAGCCUCACAGAGAUCCUGUUGGGUAGCGUGUAUAUUUGGGGGAACCCCCAGCUGUGCUUCCCAGACCCCCAGCGCAUCAAUUGGAGUGACACUUUGGACGAGCAGGACACCAAGUCCAAACCGCCCCGGCUGCAGUUUCGGGCCCCUAAUUGCCCAAGUUGUUCUUCUGCAUGUGAAGAAAGGUGCUGGGGAGAAACUGCGCAGGACUGCCAGACAUUAACUCGCAUUAACUGUGCGAGUGGUUGCCAGCGUUGUAAAGGUCCUUCUCCUAAUGACUGCUGUCACAGACAGUGUGCUGCAGGCUGCACCGGACCCAAGGACACAGACUGCCUGGCAUGUCGUCACGUCAACGAAGACGGUGUGUGUAAGGAAAACUGCCCUUCAGCCAUCACCUACGACCAACAAGCCUAUCAGAACAAACCCAACCCCAAGAAGAAGUUAAACUUUGGAGCCACCUGCAUCGAGAAGUGCCCCUAUAACUAUCUGGUCAUGGAAGUGGCUUGCACUUUGAAUUGCCCCCUAGACAAUCGGGAAAAAAUCAUCAUUGAGCCUGACGGCAACGAGACGCAGAAAUGUGAAAAGUGUGAAAAAGACUGCUCCGAAGCGUGUUAUGGUCUGGGUAUGGACAGCUUAGGCGUUGUGGGCAAUCAGAACGUCACCAUGGUAACGUCGGCCAACGUGGAGCAGUUCACAAAGUGCUCGAAGAUUUUCGGAAGUCUUGCUUUUCGUCCACAGAGCUUUGCAAGGGACCCUGUGACCAACACCUCUGGCCUGACUUUGGAGCAGCUGAGCGCCUUCAGGAAUCUGGAGGAAAUCACAGGGUAUUUGUACAUCGAUGCGUGGCCAGAGGAGUUGACCAACCUGUCUGUGUUUGAGAACCUGAAGGUGAUCAGAGGCAGGAUGCGCUACAUGGGGGUGUUUUCUCUCGCCAUCCAGAAUCUACGCAUCCAGUCUCUUGGGCUCCGCUCACUUCGCAGAGUCAGUGGAAGUUUGGUCUUGUUGUACAACAACUCUCAGUUAUGCUACACCAAUCCUCAGUCCUGGAAAACUCUUUUCCACCCCACCCAGGGGCCACAUCUCAUCAUUAACCACAACAAAGACCCCCAAAUCUGUGAGAGUGAGGGGCAUGUAUGUCACUCCCUGUGUAAGGGGGGCUGUUGGGGUCCGGGGCCCGGCCAGUGCAUGUCCUGCAAGUCUUUCCAACGUGGCACUGAGUGUGUAGAGCAGUGCAGCAUCUACCAGGGGGCUAGGCGUGAGUACAAGAAUGGAUCUUUGUGUAUUGCUUGUCAUAAAGAGUGUCGGCCUGUCAACGGCUCUGCUUCCUGCCACGGCCAGAGUGCAAAAGAUUGCGUGGAGUGUCAAAAUAAUCAGGACGGAGAGUUGUGUGUGGAUCGCUGUCCCAGUGGUGGGCUGAAGGAUCGUCAGGCUGUGUGGAAAUACAGCAAUGCCACAGGACACUGUCUGCCCUGCAACACUAACUGCACUAUACCCUGCGCUGAAGUGGACGAGAGAGGCUGCCCCGUUGAUAUCACGACUGGACCCGGUACAACCAUCGCCGCUGCUGUGGGUGGAGUCGUGCUGUUUUUCAUCCUGCUGGCUCUGCUGGUCUUUUAUCUGAGGCGGCAGAAAAAGAUGAGGAGGAAGGAGACCGUGAGGAGGUACCUGCAGGAGCAGGAGCUGGUGGAGCCUUUAACCCCGAGCGGUGCGUCUCCCAAUCAGGCUCAAAUGCGCAUCCUGAAAGAGACGGAGCUGAAAAAAGACCGAGUGCUGGGCGCAGGAGCGUUUGGCACGGUGUACAAGGGGGUGUGGGCGCCUGAAGGAGAACAUGUGACAAUACCUGUGGCCAUUAAGGUGUUGAGAGAGAACACCUCACCUAAAGCAAAUAAAGAAAUUCUUGAUGAGGCCUAUGUGAUGGCAGGGGUCACCAGCCCGUACGUCUGCCGCCUCCUGGGUAUCUGUCUGACCUCCACGGUGCAGCUGGUCACUCAGCUGAUGCCGUACGGCUGCCUCCUCGACUACGUCCGCGAGAACAAGGACCGCAUUGGUUCUCAGUUCCUCCUCAACUGGUGUGUCCAGAUUGCCAAGGGGAUGAGUUAUUUGGAGGACAUUCGCUUGGUCCACAGAGAUCUGGCUGCUCGUAACGUUCUCGUAAAGAAUCCAAACCAUGUGAAGAUCACAGACUUCGGUCUGGCCCGUUUGCUGGACAUAGAUGAGACGGAGUAUCACGCUGAUGGAGGGAAGGUGCCGAUAAAAUGGAUGGCUUUGGAGUCCAUUCUGCACCGGAGGUUCACUCAUCAGAGUGACGUCUGGAGUUAUGGAGUGACCGUUUGGGAGCUGAUGACGUUUGGCUCCAAGCCCUACAACACGAUCCCAGCACGGGACAUCCCAAAUGUUUUGGAAGGAGGAGAGCGGCUCCCACAGCCCCCAAUCUGCACCAUCGACGUCUACAUGAUUAUGGUGAAAUGUUGGAUGAUUGAUCCAGAGAGCAGGCCCAAGUUCAAAGAUCUGGUUCAGGACUUUAGUCUCAUGGCAAGAGAUCCGUCUCGAUUUUUAGUCAUUAAGAACGACGAGCAGAUGAGCACUUGCAGCCCGGUGGACAGCAGGUUUUACCGGAUGCUUCUGGAAGAGGGGGACAAUAUGGGAGAAAUAAUGGAUGCUGAGGAGUACCUGGUUCCCCAACCGAACCUCUUCGCCAGAGCUAACGGAGAGGAGCCCCAGGCCAACGGGCCAUCCAGGCACCAGUCGUACAGGAGCAGAGAUCAGAGCUUGGACCUGGAGCCCUCCAUCCCUGCUGGCCCUCGGACCAUGUACUCCUCUCAGGGUACUCUUGGUCGUGGUCAGUAUCCCACCGCACCACAUGGAGCAGGCGUAGCUAACGGCGUGUGGCCUCCGUUGUUGGAUCGCAGCGUCUCAACAGGAGCCCAGUCCGACUCCGUCUUCCUGGAUGCGGUUCCAGAUGGACACUCGCAGCCCCCGAUCAGCCCUGGACGCUACUGCAAAGACCCUACUUAUCCCAUCGGGAGCCAGGGCGACCUGGAAACUGACGGGGUGGAGGACUUCCCUCGUCCUCCCCUUCAUCACUCUCUGCCCAGGCGGAGUCAUGUCCACAACCACCAUCAAGCCAUGCCAGAGUACGUUAACCAGGAGAUGCAGGAUCUCAGGUUUGUAAUCCCCGAGCGGCCCACCACUCUUCCACGUAAAGGCUCUAAAGCAGACAGACGAGUGCCCAAUGGUCUGAGCUCUGGUCACAGCAUGGACAAGCCAGGUCACCUGGUAUCUGUGAACUCCACGUCCUCUGCCUUUGACAACCCGUACUACCUGGACCUUGUAGCCAAAGCUGCCUCCGGGGCUUCAGCAGUGGACGUCCCUUCAGCUUUAGAGAACGACCGGGGAGUUAGCAGGCACGUGAACGGUUUCGUCACUCCCACUGCAGAAAAUCCAGAGUAUCUCGGACUGGUGGACACAUGGACUGGACAUAGUUGAGGAACAGAAAUGGGAAGUAAAGACUAUAUUCUUCAGAGGAAAACAAUCAAAAGGGAAGACGAACAUUUGUCUGCACGGGGACGUUGAUGUUGAACAGAAAAGCACCCGAACCUUUUAUUAAAAUGACUCAACACAGCGUAGCGUUAAUGUGAUCUCUCUGGCAUCAGGUUUCCUGUCACUCCUCAACAAUUCUUGACUUUUUAGUGCCAAAAAAUGUACUCAGUCUUUGUAAAUAACUUGAUAAGCGAAGGAGUUCACGAUAGUGAAAA